Molecule: messenger RNA, 1353 nt
Organism: Spinacia oleracea (spinach)
Lineage: Eukaryota; Viridiplantae; Streptophyta; Magnoliopsida; Caryophyllales; Amaranthaceae
Exons: 2
Coding region: 138-1109 (323 amino acids)
Source: RefSeq, a predicted model, not a curated record
AAUAACACGCUCCAUUUCUCCUCCCUUAUAAAUCCCCACUCACUUCUCAUUCCCACUUUCUAAUUUUUUCUUCAUUUAAAAAAGCCCUGUUUGGAUCGUUAACAAAGAAAGAGAAAAACCAACCAAAAAAGUUCAAAAUGUUACCGUUGAAAGCAGUGUUGUUAUCAACCGGCGUCCUUUCAACGGCGGUGAUACUAAAACUUUCACUGCCAGUCGUCCUAGACUUCCUCACCUCCGAGCUUCCUCUCUUCUGGUCUUUCGUACUCUCGUGGCUGCAGCCGCCGUAUCUGUACCUCCUCAUCAACUGCAUCAUCAUCACCAUUGUCGCGUCCUCUAAGCUUCAGCUAAGUCUCGAGGCAGAAUCCGUAACUCCGGCGCCGGAUAAAUUCGUUGUGGUGGAGAGAGAAAAUGUGCAUGUGGCUGUGAUGGAGGUGGAUAAGGAGGAGGAUGUGGUGGUGUUUGGUUAUGUGGAUAGUCCGGUUGUUGUUAAGGUGAAUAAAGAUGAUCAUCACGUGGUUUCGCCGCCGUUUAGGAUGGAGACUUGUGUAGGAAAUGGUGAGGUGGUGGACAGAGAAAGGUUUGAUGAUGGUGAUGAGUUUGUGUUAUCUAAGCCGGUGUGGAAUUCGCCGGAGAAAACAACUAAGCCACCGGUGGUUGAGUCAUCGCCGCUGUCUUCGGCGGAGAAACCGCCUUUUUCGGCGAGGUUCGGCCACCGGAGAGCCGUCAAAGCCAGUCCUGAAGGAAAAACAGUGCUGAAAGUAUCACGGCCAAAAAAACAGGAGACACUGGAGUCCACGUGGCGAACCAUAACUGACGGUCGAUCAAUGCCGCUGACACGGCACUUGAAGAAGUCUGACACAUUCACAGGAGUUUCACCGGAGGCGUCUCCGGUGAGAGUGAUGAAGAAGUCGGACACUUUCGGCGGCGGAAGCGGUAAUUCGUCGCCGGCGAGUGCGAGUUCAAGGCUGAGGAGAGAGGCAUCACCGAGUCAAGAUGAGUUGAACCGCCGUGUCGAGGCGUUUAUCAAGAAGUUUAACGAGGAGAUGCGGCUCCAAAGGCAAGACUCGCUUAACCAAUACAAAGAGAUGGUCGGUCGUGUGUCCCGCUAGAAUAAAUUCCCAUUUUACGGAGUACUAUUCUUUGAAAAAAUGUCUGUAAAAAGAUAAAUAAUUAUCUUUUUUUUUUCUCCCUCUGGGGGUGUUGUUUGAAGGGUGGGAGAGUUAGAGAGUUCAAAUGUGAGCUAGUGAAUGCAAUGCUUUCAAUUGCAUUUCUGGUAGGAAAUCAAUUUGGUUGGAACCCUGUAAUUAACUCAAUUUUUGGUUCUUCUAUAGACAAUAUUUUAUUUUAUUUAUC